AUGGCAGCCGCCGACGGGCAAUCCAUUCCGCCCAAUGGCAAUCCAGCGCAGGCCGAAUGUGAUAACGUUAGUGAUAGUGUAGCUGUAGAGAACCUGACGCGGUUCAAAACCGAACUGGUGGAGUUCCUUGGAGAUCUGUACGACCCGGACCAUCCUUGGGAUAUGAUUGUUUUCGAGGGAUACGGACGGGGGUUGGUAGCAACCCGAGAUAUUGCGCCCGAUGAAUUGAUCUUCCUGGAUCGGCCGAUCCUGCUCGGUCCACGUACCAACAAUUACGAUGUGAUAUUUUGUGCUAGCUGUUGUAGAAUACAACAAAAGUUGACACUUUGCAGCGGAGGCUGCCGUUUGCCGAUUUGUUCGAAAUGUGACUCAAGUGGGGCCUCUGAAACUUCCCACAGCGCAGAGUGUAGAAUUAUUAACUCCUGGCAGCCGAAGGACCGGAAGCGUUACUGCAAAUCCAUUCUCUAUGCCCUGACCGCCAUCCGAGCGCUUCUGUUAAAUGCCCGCGAUCGUUCGAUUGUGCUCGGCAUGGAAGGUCAUCCGCCCCGAAAGGAUUUGGUCACCGAAAUCGAGUGGCUCCUAAAGGAGAAGAUCUUUGCAAAUCUCGCGGAAGAUGGUCCACAGGUGGCCUUCCUGCGGCAGGUGGUUAACAUUCUGAACACGAACGCCUUCGAAACCAGCCGCAUCGUAUCGGAUCAGGAAAACAACGACCACGAAAUCGUUCAGCGGGGGCUGUACAUUCUGGGCGCGUUGAUGAACCACCGCUGCCUGCCGAAUACGCGGUACGUGUUCGACGAGCAGCUGGUGAUGCGCUGCUAUGCCUCCAAGCCGAUCCGCCGGGGCGAGCAGAUCUUCAACAACUACUCCCGGACGCUGUGGGGCACCCACCACCGCAUCGUUCAGCUGUGCUUCUCGAAGCACUUUCUGUGCGGCUGCCGGCGCUGCCGCGAUCCGACGGAGCUUGGAACCUACUUGGGUGCGUUGAAAUGUGUACGGGAGCGGUGUACCGGAGGUCGAAUGCUUCCCUCGGAUCCGCUCAAGGUUUCGUCCGUGUGGCAGUGCGAUGCUUGUGGGCUGAAGAUGGACAAUCUGAGGAUUACCAAAAUUCAGGAAAUCGCCGGUCGAAUGGUGCUGAACAAUGCGGUUAAACGGGAUGCGGCCUAUAUUGUGGAUUAUUUGAAGGAUCACGCAGCUCGGUUUCUGUUGCCGUGUAAUCAGUUUACGGUGGAGCUGAAACUGCAAGCGAUUCGGAAGAUUCAACAGGAUGCGUCCCUGGAGCUGCUGUUGGAAAAGGAACAGUUCUGCCGGGAGAUUUUGGCCAUUUUGGCCAAGUUGGACUAUGGUGAGUGCUUUGUUAAGGGAGUUCUCUGCUAUGAACUGUUCAAGGUGAGAAUGGUGCUUGCCGGACGACGGGAAGAACGACAGUCUUUCCCGGAUUCGGCAGCCCUAGCGCAUUUACGGACGGCUUGGACAAUCCUAGGUUUCAGUGGCAACCGGCCACGUGAUUUGGACCAACUAGCACAGUGCUAUGGUUGUAAAAUUUGA
Molecule: messenger RNA, 1545 nt
Organism: Sabethes cyaneus
Lineage: Eukaryota; Metazoa; Arthropoda; Insecta; Diptera; Culicidae
Gene: SmydA-8
Product: SET domain-containing protein SmydA-8
Exons: 3
Coding region: 1-1545 (514 amino acids)
Molecular function (GO): protein binding
Source: RefSeq, a predicted model, not a curated record